CAUUGACCCAAUUCUGUUCUAUUUUAUUGCCCUUUUUUCCACCAGGGAUAAAAUUUUCAGCAUCUUCAUCAAGGUUUCGCCUUUUUUAGGGUUGGAUUCGUAUCUCGAUUUUCUCAACUUGUCUCUGCUGAUUCUCAAUAGGGUUUGGAUUUUUUCCCUCAAGAGUUUCGGUCAUGCUUUCGGAGGAUAUUUUCAAACUCGCACUUCUUUGGGGUUGAUUUGUGCAUUAAAUUGGUGCGGCAUUUGCUCGAAUUUGUCACAUACAAAUUGAACAAGCUGGCAUGCUGCAAUUAAGUGGAGUGCUUGGAGGUUAUUCUCACGGUGACAAUCUAAUUUGAGGUUGAAUGUUCAGUCCGAGCAUGGAUUCUGCAAGGGACACAGGAGGUGUUGCAGGCACGGUGCUAAUCCCGAUGCGUUUUGUGUGGCCAUAUGGGGGAAGAAGUGUCUAUCUCAGUGGUUCUUUUACACGGUGGUCUGAGCUUCUACCAAUGUCGCCCGUCGAGGGUUGUCCAACUGUAUUUCAAGUUAUAUAUAGCUUGACCCCCGGUUACCAUCAGUACAAGUUUUUUGUUGAUGGGGCAUGGCGACAUGAUGAACAUCAACCUUAUGUACCUGGAGAAUAUGGGAUGGUUAACACUGUUUUGUUGGCUACUGAUCCUAAUUACAUGCCUGUUGUAACACCAGACCUAACUUCUGGAUCAAACAUGGAUGUGGAUAAUGAUGCUUUUCGACGUGUGGUCCGCUUGACAGACGGGACAUUGACAGAAGUAUUGCCAAGAAUAUCUGAUGCUGAUGUCCAGAUAUCCCGUCAGCGCAUUACUGCAUUCUUGACCAUGCACACAGCUUAUGAAUUACUUCCUGAGUCAGGCAAGGUUGUUGCUUUGGACAUUGAUCUGCCAGUGAAACAAGCAUUUCACAUUUUGCAUGAGCAGGGAAUCCCUAUGGCUCCUCUUUGGGACUUCAGCAAAGGGCUGUUUGUUGGUGUUCUCAGUGCUAUGGAUUUUAUUUUAAUUUUGAGAGAGCUUGGAAAUCAUGGUUCCAAUCUGACAGAAGAGGAACUUGAAACACAUACCAUAUCUGCUUGGAAAGAAGGAAAAUCAUAUCUUAGUAGACAAAACAAUGGACCAGGAACAGCAUUUUCAAGACGUUUUGUUAGUGCUGGGCCGUAUGAUAAUUUAAAGGAUAUUUCCUUGAAGAUCCUGCAAAAUGGAGUUUCGACUGUUCCUAUUAUCCAUUCAUCUUCUGAAGAUGGUUCAUUUCCACAGUUAUUACACCUUGCUUCGCUUUCUGGAAUACUUAAAUGCAUUUGCAGGUAUUUCAGGCAUUGUACCAAUACAUUGCCUAUUCUUCAACUACCCAUUUGUGCAAUUCCAGUGGGCACAUGGGUGCCCAAAAUUGGGGAGUCAAAUCGGCAGCCCUUGGCAAUGUUGAGACCAAGUGCUUCUCUUGCUUCAGCCCUAAAUUUGUUGGUUCAAGCACAAGUAAGUUCAAUACCAAUAGUCGAUGAUAAUGACUCAUUAUUGGAUAUAUAUUGUCGGAGUGAUAUAACAGCUUUGGCAAAGGACAGAGCUUAUACACAUAUUAAGCUUGAUGAAAUGACCGUUCAUCAGGCGUUGCAAUUGGGUCAGGAUUCUUACCAGCCUUAUGAACUGAGAAGUCAAAGAUGUCAAAUGUGCUUGCGAUCUGAUUCUCUGCAUAAAGUGAUGGAACGGCUGGCUAAUCCAGGUGUCAGGCGGCUAGUCAUCGUGGAAGCCGGUAGCAAGCGUGUAGAGGGCAUUGUUUCACUGACUGACGUAGUCAAAUUCUUGCUUGGUUAGUUUGGGUCUGAAGAAUCGCAGUAGCUUGCCCAGUGGUUAUGACGCGUCUGCUUAUAUUUGUUAGGCAGCACCACCUGCCCAGCCAUUGCAAUGCUUUUUACAGGGUGAUUUGAUCUCAUUUCAUUGAAAAUACAAUUUGAUUGGCCUCUUGCUUUAUUGCCUCCUUUCAAGAUUUUAGGCUAGAGAGAGAGAGAGAGAGAGAGGCCUGUAAAUUGAGAGUAUUUGAUUGUCCUAAAUUUAUUCAUCUCCCCUCCAUUCUUAUUAUCUUCAAAUAUGUUGUGCCAUCUGAUAUAGAUACGUGCUGAUGUAGUAGGGAGCACCAAGAUCUGUGUAAUCUUUCUGUGCUGUGCUGUGAAGAUACUAAGUUUGGAAAAGAAAAAAGAAACAAGGAAAAAAAAUUGAUGGGAGGACAAAUAUUGAACUAAUGUUGUGUCAUGAUAUUGACUUGUCA
Messenger RNA from Neltuma alba, 2268 nucleotides. RefSeq names its product sucrose nonfermenting 4-like protein. The record is from RefSeq and is a predicted model, not a curated record. The transcript has 14 exons. Lineage: Eukaryota; Viridiplantae; Streptophyta; Magnoliopsida; Fabales; Fabaceae. The coding region runs from base 345 to 1817 and encodes 490 amino acids.